AUGCCCGAGACGCGGCGCCAGACCGACAAUGCCCUGAAAGCGGCGGCCGCCCGCCGCCACGGCUCCAAGGGCUGCAGCACCUGCACCAAGCGUCGCAUCCGCUGCGACCUGGGCCAGCCGACGUGCAAGAAAUGCGAGAAAAAGGGCCUGACGUGCCCCGGCUACGGGCCCCGGCUGCGCUGGGCCGGCGGCGUCGCCGUCCGCGGCAAGCUCAAGGGCCAGAACGUGCCGCUGCCGGGCCUCGCCGGCCGCUCGCCGGAGCCAGACUCUGACGAGACAGAGGGCAGCUCGGCCAGGCGAGGCUCAGCCCCGGCCUCGGCGACAUCGGCGGCAGCAGCACCAGCAGCAGCGUCGUCGGCCGCAGCGACGCCCGCCGCCGCGCCCACCACGACGGCGGGCCCCAGCAGCGAGACCGUCAUUGUGAGCCCCGCCAGCCUCGACAACACGCUGCGCAAGUCGGCCCGCGAGUUCAUCGAGUACUACGACAAGAACAUUGCCGGGCUCAUGGUCUGGUUCGACUCGGAGAACAACGACUACCGCAGCCGCGUCCUGCCCCGCGCCGCCAACACCCCCGGCCUGCGCCUCGCCGUCGCCGCCAUCUCGGCCCACCACGGCGGUCUCACCUUUGACCACGAGACGCCCCGCUUCUCCGAGGCCGCCCGAGACGCCUGUCUCAACCUCAUCCAGGAGCACGUCAAGGACAUGACGGGCCGCCUGACGGGCGGCUCCGAGCUCACCUCGCAGUCUGACAUUGCCGACGCCGAGUGGAUGCUGGCCGCGAUCCUCAUGAUUUCGACGUACGAAAUGGCGAAUGCGCAGACGGGCGCCGCCGAGAGCCACCGCAUGGCCGCCCGCACCAUCGCAAACGUCUUUGGCCACAACGCCCAGUGCUGCACCCGCGUGUUUGAUUUUUUGCGCAACCAGCUGGCCGUCCUCGACGUCAUGUCCACGUCGACGUCGUUUGACCUGGCCGACGUCGAGAACACGGUGCUCCCGCCGCCGAGCAUGGCCGACGGCCUGUUUGUGCGCUACCUGACCCUGGUCCACCAGGUGACGCUCGUUUCGCGUCGGCGCAUGUACGCCGUCGGCGACUUCAUGGCCGCCGCCGCCGACUUGACGCCCUCGGCCAUCCGCUCGCAGUUUGAGCAGGCCCGCGGCGCGACGCUGCUGGCUGCCGGCCGUCUGCAGAUGCAGCCGUCGGCUGUCGGCCGCGACUUUAUCCGCCUGGUCGACAUUUACCACCACGCGGGCGUCAUCUACGCCUAUCGCUGCCUCGGGCUCGUCGCCAUGGAGCACAUUGACCGCGAGGCGUCCAUGGUCAAGCUGUUUGAACAAUUCGCUGCGUUGGAGGACGCGACGCUGUGCGCGCAAAACCUGCCCUGGCCGGCCUUUGUCGCCGGCACCGAGUGCCACGGCGACCCGCGGCGGCAGGAGACUAUCGCUACGCUAUUCGAGACCAUCACCGAUGCCACCGGCUUCACCCACUUCCGCGACGUGCUCAAGUUUCUGCGCAUCUUUUGGGCGAGCGAGCACACCGACUGGCAGCCUCUCGGCCGCGACCUGCAGCAAAACGGGUUCCGCAUCCUUCCGCUGUGA
Molecule: messenger RNA, 1596 nt
Organism: Purpureocillium lilacinum
Lineage: Eukaryota; Fungi; Ascomycota; Sordariomycetes; Hypocreales; Ophiocordycipitaceae
Biological process (GO): positive regulation of transcription by RNA polymerase II
Cellular component (GO): nucleus
Molecular function (GO): zinc ion binding; transcription cis-regulatory region binding; DNA-binding transcription factor activity, RNA polymerase II-specific
Source: RefSeq, a predicted model, not a curated record